Orbilia oligospora ATCC 24927 is the source of this 1050-nucleotide messenger RNA. RefSeq lists its product as uncharacterized. The transcript is spliced from 6 exons. Gene Ontology annotation, molecular function: protein binding. The record is from RefSeq and is a predicted model, not a curated record. Bases 1 to 1050 code for a protein of 349 amino acids. Lineage: Eukaryota; Fungi; Ascomycota; Orbiliomycetes; Orbiliales; Orbiliaceae.
AUGACGACCGAAAACGAAGAUCAGCGACCAGAGAGGUCCGAACAAACGCAUCCUCGUGCCAUUCUCACAAACCCGGAAGCUUUGACCAAUCCGUCUGCCGAAGAUGAGGCAAACGCUAUGCGACCACCAUCUUUGAAUCCCGAUGAAGAUCUUCUCGAAGACUUUCCUCCAGACUCUGAAGAUGUCGACCUGGUCCACUGUCGUAUCACAUCGAUCCCCGCCCUCGGUCUCCAAAAGCUAACCGCCGUCCUGCGUCUCUGCCUCCGUCAAAACGAAAUUUCCCGUAUCGAAGGAUUAGAAUGUAUCGCCGGUACAUUACAAGACAUCGACCUGUACGAUAAUGCAAUCGGCCAUAUGACACGUGAUUUGGAGGUUUUGGUCAACCUCGAGAACUUAGAUCUGAGCUACAAUGACCUCAAACAUAUCAAGAACUUGGAGAAGUUGGUCAAGUUGAAGAACUUGUAUUUGGCGUCGAAUAGGAUCGGAACGAUCGAAGGACUAGGGACUUUAGUCGAGUUGAAGAACCUGGAGAUGGGAGCUAAUAAAGUCAGAGAAAUCCAAAACUUGGAGAACUUGACAAAGUUGGAGGAGCUAUGGCUCGGGAAGAAUAAGAUUUCUGAGAUCAAGAACGUCUCGAUGCUAUCCAACUUGAAAAUUUUAUCCCUGCCUUCAAACCGGUUGACAAAACUGAGCGGUUUGGACGGUCUUAACAACUUGGAAGAGCUCUAUGUCUCCCAUAACGCCAUUGAAGACCUAUCUGGUCUUGAGAACACACCGAACAUCAAGAAUCUCGAUGUCACGCACAACCGACUCACCUCGAUAAAGGGGAUCGAACAUUUGUCCCACAUUGUGGAUUUCUGGGCUUCAGAGAAUCAGUUGAGCUCCUUCAAGGAGGUCGAAGAUGUUCUGAAGGACAAAGCCGAACUGGAGACCGUCUACUUCGAAGCGAAUCCAUUACAGCUCAUGGGACCGGCGACCUACAGGAAUAAAGUCCGCUUGGCUAUCCCUCAUAUUAAGCAGAUCGAUGCUACAUUUGUCACGGCGAAUUGA